Molecule: messenger RNA, 1378 nt
Organism: Vicugna pacos (alpaca)
Lineage: Eukaryota; Metazoa; Chordata; Mammalia; Artiodactyla; Camelidae
Gene: SMPD2
Product: sphingomyelin phosphodiesterase 2
Molecular function (GO): sphingomyelin phosphodiesterase activity
Source: RefSeq, a predicted model, not a curated record
GUGCGCCUUGCCCCGGGAGGAGUGCCGCCCGCCCCUGUCCCCACCGUUGCCGUCGCUGCGGAGGCCCAGCGUCCCCGAGCGUCCCCGCCAUGAAGCCCAACUUCUCCCUGCGACUGAGGGUCUUUAACCUCAACUGCUGGGGCAUUCCCUACCUAAGCAAGCACCGGGCUGACCGUGUGAAGCGCCUGGGAGACUUUCUGAACAUGGAGAGCUUCGACCUAGCUCUACUGGAGGAGGUGUGGAGUGAGCAGGACUUCCAGGACCUGAGACAGAAGCUUUUGCCCACUUACCCAGCUGCACACUACUUCAGGAGCGGCAUCAUUGGCAGUGGCCUCUGUGUCUUCUCCAAACACCCAAUCCAGGAAUUCACCCAGCAUGUCUUCACCCUCAAUGGCUACCCCUACAUGAUCCAUCAUGGUGACUGGUUCUGUGGGAAGGCUGUGGGGCUGCUGGUGCUCCAUCUGAGCGGAUUGGUGCUCAAUGCCUAUGUGACCCAUCUCCAUGCAGAGUACAAUCGACAGAAGGAUGUCUACCUAGCACAUCGUGUGGCCCAAGCUUGGGAGCUGGCCCAGUUCAUCCACCACACAUCCAAGAAGGCCGACAUGGUUCUAAUGUGUGGGGAUCUCAACUUGCACCCGAAAGACCUGGGCUGUCGCCUGCUGAAGGAGUGGACGGGGCUAUGUGAUGCCUAUCUUGAGACCCGGGACUUCAAGGGCUCAGAAGAAGGCUGUACAAUGGUACCUGAGAACUGCUACGUCAAUCGGCGGGAGCUGGAACAAUUUCCCUUGGGCAUCCGCAUUGACUAUGUGCUUUAUAAGGCAGUUUCUGGCCUAUACAUCUCCUGUAAGACUUUCAAAACUACCACAGGCCGUGACCCUCACAGUGGCACCCCACUCUCCGAUCAUGAAGCCCUGAUGGCUACUCUGUGUGUGAGACACAGCCCCCCCCAGCACACCUCCAACCCUUCUCAUGGACCAGCAGAGAGGUCAGCAUUGAUCAGUGUGCUGAGGGAGGCCUGGACAGAGCUGGACCAGGGCAUGGCUCAAGCUCUCUGGUGGGCCACCAUCGCUGGCUACGUGAUUGGUCUGGGUCUGCUGCUCCUGGCGUUGCUGUGUGCCCUGGCAGUUGGAGGAGGGAUCAGGGAAGUUGCUAUACUGCUCUGGACCCCUAGUGUGGGACUGGUGCUGGGGGCAGGUGCAGUCUACCUCUUCCACGUGCAGGAGGCCAAAGGCUUGUGUAGGGCCCGAGCUGAGCUCCAGCAUGUGCUAGGAAGGGCAAGGGAGGCCCAGGAUCUGAGCCCAGAGUCCCAGCCAGCUCUGCAACCAGGACGGCAGGAGGGGGACAGAGCUGAGGAACAAUAAAGCUUGACACUUUUAUG